Molecule: messenger RNA, 3815 nt
Organism: Maylandia zebra (zebra mbuna)
Lineage: Eukaryota; Metazoa; Chordata; Actinopteri; Cichliformes; Cichlidae
Gene: cln3
Product: CLN3 lysosomal/endosomal transmembrane protein, battenin
Biological process (GO): lysosome organization; regulation of intracellular pH
Cellular component (GO): membrane; lysosome
Source: RefSeq, a predicted model, not a curated record
UCUCUGGUGCUUCGUCGGUGAGGUUUGUGAAAGUUGCUGAGCUGAGGACCGUAAAAGCAGUUACGGGGCGUUCUUAGUGACAGCUUCUCGCCAGUGUUGGUGGGAGCUCAGAGCCUGUUAGAAUGAGAGCUGUGUGCGUUUCAGCGGUUCGAGACCAACUCAGUUUCUCUUUCAUUUAGCUUGGACUGGUUUGUAAACAUGGAGCAGCCAGCCAGUGUCAACUCAGAUCCUCUUCAGCGACUUGACGGUACCGGUCGUUGCGUACAAAUCCGCAACUGGAUUGGAUUUUGGCUCCUCGGUUUGUGCAACAACUUUGCUUAUGUGGUGAUGCUGAGCGCCGCACAUGACAUUCUCGAGAAACAAGAGUCACGAAAUGAAACGGCGUCUACUUCAGCCUCACUGCACGUGGACUUCCAAGUUGGGAACAGUAGCAACAGUAGCAUCUAUGACUGCAACCCUGUCUCUACUGCGGCUGUGCUGUUAGCUGACAUCCUACCAACACUCUUCAUCAAACUGUUCGCUCCCUUUGUGAUCCACAAAAUGCCUUAUGGCAUUCGAGUGUUGUUCUGUGCCAUCAUGGCAGCAACGAGUUUCCUCCUGGUGUCCUUCUCCUCAGCUGUGUGGAUGAGUAUUCUCGGAGUGAUCUUUGCCAGUAUCAGCUCAGGACUGGGAGAGUUGUCCUUCCUCUCUCUAACAGUAUAUUUCAGCAGGAGUGUACUGGAAGGCUGGGGCUCAGGCACUGGUGCUGCUGGUCUUAUUGGAGCCCUCCUUUACUCAGUCCUCAUCCAAGCUGGCCUUUCACCACGGGUUACACUGCUUAUCAUGCUGGUCGUCCCAUUCACUAUGGUGGUAAGCUAUUUCCUCCUGCUGGUUUGUCCACCUUCAUUACCUCAGUGGAGGACCAAGGACACUGAGUAUGCAGCUUUGGUCUCUGAGGACAGACAGCAACUUCUGGACAGUUCAGACGAGGAGGAGCCUGAGAGCUCCACCACAGCAGAGGACCAACCCACUGGGCCUCUCAGUUUCAGAGAGAGACUGUUUGUUAUCAGAGGCUUGUGGAGGUUUGUGCUUCCACUGGGAGUGGUCUACUUAACCGAGUAUUUCAUCAACCAGGGUUUGAUGGAACUCCUGUUCUUCCACAAUAUUUUCCUGACCCAUGCAGCUCAGUAUCGCUGGUAUCAGACUCUGUACCAGCUUGGUGUACUGCUCUCUCGAUCCUCUCUGCACUGUGUGAAGAUCAGGAAAGUGUGGAUUCUCAGUGUUCUGCAGACGCUGAACGCUGUGUUUCUUCUGUUUGCUGUACGUUACCUGUUCCUGCCCACUGUUUGGUUGGUGUUCACUUUUAUCCUCUAUGAGGGUCUGCUGGGUGGAGCAGCAUAUGUCAACACCUUCCACUUCAUCAGCAAGGAGACUGAAGACAGACACAGGGAGUUCUCCAUGGCUGCUGCCAGCAUUGGAGACAGCCUGGGCAUAACUGUGGCUGGACUCAUAUCUCUUCCUGUCCACACUUACUUCUGUUCAUUAUAACCAAGCCCACACACUGACCAGCACGAUGAGUAAGCAAAACGUGGGUGCGUUCGAUUUUUAAAUCCGAACUGGGUUAGAGACAAAAAGCAGACAUUACAUAAAAAUGUCAAUAUAAAGUCUUUGACUCCACAUCCUGUACUUGCUGCAUAUUUAUAGAUAACAGCAAGUGAACUAUAUAGAAAGUCCAGAGUCCACAAAAGUGUUUUUUACCUUCAGCCAGAGAUCAAAUAAUAUCAAUAACAUCCUACCUACGAUCACAGAAGGUAAACCUGAAACACAGAUCAAAAUAUUGUCUUGUUUUGAUGACCAGUUUCUUUGUGGUUUUCCUUCAUGAAAAACCUUCCAAUGGUUCACAGAACAAAAGCUUUCAAUGUGAAACAAGAUCGGGAUAUAUUUCAAUUUGACAUAAUGAAUAAAAAAUAUAUAAAUGCAAUACAUUUUAAAGUCACAGAAGAGGAGAUGUCAUUUCAGCAAGUUUACUGUGUUUUAAUUGUGGUAACUAAAGAGUCCUCUUUAAGUAUAAAGUAUCUCUGAGCUGUGACCAGGCAGCUAGUAUCGUGUAGGAAAUCCCUCCACACCAACCUUCAACGCUAAGAUUUACCUUAAAAUCUAAACUGUUAUUUUACUGACCUUCAUUUUAACAUUAACUCCUCAAACUGAACUCUGGGUUCAGAAACAGUUCUAUGAAUGACUACUCAGCUAGGAUGUGCCAUUACUAUUUUCAAACUAUUUUAAAAGUCAGAGAGCUCAGUCAUUGAAUGCUGCAAUUAAAUUUUUGGGAGGUGAAAUUAUAAAACUAUUGCUUUCAGGGGGCAAAUAAAGCUCAGUAGGUAGAGUGGUUGCCCCAUGAUCGGAAGGUUGGGGGUUUGAAUCUACUGAACAGCUACCCUGAGCAAGGUACUGCUCCCUGGGCACUAGAUUGGUGGCUGCCCACUGCUUCACUGAGUGAAUGGGUUAAAUGAGAGGAAUUUUCCCACGGUGAUCAAUAAAGUAUACAUUAUUAUUAUUAUUUGAAGAAACUGUGAGUAAAUAUAAUGCUGAAGCCUGACGGCUCUCACUAAGUGCCUUCUAUAAUAAGUAGUUCUAUAGUUAAGAGUUUAAUUCAUGUUAAUAAAUAGCAGAGAUUACUUUCGUAUUUCAGUUGUAGUCAAACGUUUGCAAACACUCAUCGUAGAAAUGAAUCUGAAAUUUGGGAUUUUCAUUAUUUUUUUGACAUGACUAUAGGUGACUUCAAUCUUACUGAAAGAUUGUGGACUAUGCUUAAAAUCCAGGUUGGUACCAGGAAACCAAGAGAAGAAUAAUGGUCAAAUAUAACGUCAGAAUCAUGCCUGAUUGAGGUGGAAAUUUUUCCAAAUUAACUUCAACCAUGUGCAUCCAAUUCUCAUUUUCAAAGUCUUUUGUUUUUGCAGAUGCUAUAAAAUCAUUCCUCUCUGGGAAGAAAACAAUUCAAAGAAAUGAUUAAAGUCCAAAAUUACCAUGACAUUCAUGUCCAUGAUGAGUGUAUGUAACAAAGCGAGCAAAAAUGUGAGUGUAUGUAACAAAGCGAGCAAAAAUGCCUUCUAUUAUAGUUUUUAAUACCAGGAGAUCAUUCGGAGCUUUAAAAUGCCACUUGUUUCAGAUUUGUACAAAAACAAUGUCACACACAGAUUUGUUUUUGUGAUGUUUAUCGUGUGCAACUUGACAUCAUUUUGCUUAGCUGUGGCUUGUCUGAUUCUAAUGAAAGACUGCUUGUUAAACUGUGGCACAGUUAGUCACUGCAGGUGGAGCACAGAACACCUGGGAAUGGCUGAGAUGUGAAACAAAGUUGAUUUUAAUAUUUUUGUUGUAAAAUAAAGAAAAUAGAGGUUGCUCAUGCCGUCAUGCUGACAUGUAUUUUACUAAAAUUCUUGGAAGCACUUUUGUUAUUUUUUUGUAACAUUGUGGGCUGUUGAAUUUGUUUUCUUUUCUUGGAAUGCAGUUUAUGUCCUUAAAUACUUGAUUCAUGUGUCCUGUUUUCUCCUGAACACUCAAACGCAGACCAACGGUCCUACUGACAUUCUAAUGACCACAUAAAGCUAAUGCUAAUGCUUAACUGGAAGAACCUUGUUACAACAUAAUAUUGUUUUUUAAUCUUCUGCUUGCUUCAAAUCAAAUUUUACAGGAAAUCAGAGAUGAGGUUCACUUUGACUUUGUUAGCUUGCCAGUUAGCUACAAACAUGUGGUUGUCCUUUCUUGCGCAGAGAGCCGUGACAUUUCUAAUUGUACCGAUUUUUUUCUUUGAUAUAAAGUGUAUGUGUCAUAAACUGGAA